Messenger RNA from Aspergillus pseudonomiae, 2113 nucleotides. RefSeq names its product amino acid permease-domain-containing protein. Gene Ontology annotation, molecular function: transmembrane transporter activity. Bases 120 to 1706 code for a protein of 528 amino acids. Gene Ontology annotation, biological process: transmembrane transport. NCBI's taxonomy places the organism in Eukaryota, Fungi, Ascomycota, Eurotiomycetes, Eurotiales, Aspergillaceae. Gene Ontology annotation, cellular component: membrane. The record is from RefSeq and is a predicted model, not a curated record. The transcript is spliced from 7 exons.
GAACUACCUCUGGUUUAAACACUCGAUUUCUUUCUUCACAUCCCUGUCGUGCUGAACCCGUCCUUUUCCUAAGCCACGAUUUUUCUUGAUGCGCAAGUAGUCGCGCCGGUGUCUCCAAUAUGGUCUCGCUCAACAGUAUGAAAGAUGGCCCCCAAGUUUCAACUACCUAUGGCGAUGAGGCGGCGCAAGGAGGUCACUUCGUGCCCGCCAAAUAUCGGGGUACUGUGAAGGAUCAGGCCGACAUGAGUGCUCUAGGCCGAGAGCAGGUGUUGCGUAGGAAUUUCCGGUUUAUCUCUAUUGUCGGCUUUGGUUGCACAUUGAUCGCAACAUGGGAAGUUAUCCUGACACUACUGGAGCAAGGUCUGACCGAUGGAGGUACCGCUGGCUUGAUCUGGGGUUUCCUCAUCGUCGCGUGUGGAUUUCUGCUGGUUUUCCUCAGUUUAGCUGAAAUGGCUUCUAUGGCCCCGACAUCUGGAGGUCAAUACCAUUGGGUAUCAGAAUUCGCACCUCCUAGUUGCCAGAAGUUCUUGAGCUAUAUCACCGGUUGGCUGUGUGCUAUGGGUUGGCAAUGUGCCAUCGUCUCAAUUGCCUUCCUUGCGGGAACUAUUAUUCAGGGCCUCAUUGUUCUCAACCAUGAUGAUUAUGUCUUUGAGCGCUGGCAUGGAACGCUUUUGGUGAUUGCCAUCACCUUCUUCGGAAUCUUGUUCAAUACCUUCCUCGCCAAGAAGCUGCCUUUCGUCGAAGUCCUGAUUCUUAUCCUCCAUGUCGUCGGGCUGUUUGCCAUCAUCAUCCCUCUCUGGGUUCUCGCACCUCGCAGAACCGCCAAGCAGGUCUUUACGGAAUUCAACAACGGUGGUGGGUGGAACAGCGUUGGAACAGCAACAUUAGUUGGAUUUUCCACUACUAUCACCGCCUUAAUUGGAUAUGACUGUGCCGUGCACAUGUCCGAGGAAAUCAAGGACGCAUCAGAGACCCUCCCGAAGGCAAUGAUCACUUCCGUUCUCAUUAAUGACUGUGCGGGAUUUCUCAUGCUGGUGACGAUCUGUUUCACCUUAGGUGAUAUCAACGACGUGCUCGCAACCCCCACCGGGUACCCAUUUAUUCAAGUCUUCUACAAUGCCACCAAUAGUCUUCCCGGCACGAACACCAUGACUGCAAUCUUGGUUCUUACGCUCACGGCUAGUACGAUUACCGAAUUGGCCACGGCCUCUCGGCAGCUUUGGUCUUUUGCCCGAGAUGGAGGUCUUCCCUUUUCUGGGUUUUUUGGAUACGUUACUCCCGGGUGGAACAUUCCUCUUAAUGCGGUGAUGGUUUCUCUGAUGGUAACCGUUCUCCUAUCCUUGAUCAACAUCGGUUCAACAACGGCUCUCUUGGCUAUCGUCACCUUGACCAUCGGAUCACUCAUGUCUUCAUACGUUAUUACAAUUGGGUGCUUGCUGCUGAAGCGGAUCCGUGGCGAACCCCUUCCACCUCGUCGGUGGAGCCUCGGUCGGUUUGGAAUGGCCAUUAACAUCGGUGCCUUGUGUUUCUUAGUACCAGUGUUUGUGUUCGCUUUCUUCCCCCUGACAUCGACAGUCGAUCGAGAAUCGAUGAACUGGUGCGUGGUGAUGUACGGCGGCAUUAUGCUUAUUGCCAUUCUAUACUACAUCUUCCGCGGCCGGCACGUCUAUGUUCCUCCCGUUGCGCUGGUCAAGCGUGAGAUGUGAAGUUUUAUCAUUUUGCUACUAGGGUAUACUCACCUAAUUUCUAAUCAAAAAUAGAUAGCAUAGAAAUAAUUCUUGUGUCGAGUUGCUCUCUUGAAGACACGUCUGUCCCACACCCACAACCAUUAGUUUCUUGUUCUUCUCUUUCUUUUUUAAGAGAAAAUUCUGCUAAACUUCAGCCCCUCAUAAACUCCCUGCACAGUGCAACCUCACCCUCUCUGGGUUCCGGCGAAUAAGCAGGCCAAACCGGCUGGAAGGCCCACUGUAGUUCCACCAACGACUCCACAUAAAUCGUGCGCUUCACCCAGAGCCAGAUCACUCAGGAGACAGGAACUUCGAUAGUGAGGAUCCGCUCAAAGCUUAUUACGAAGCUCUCUUGGUCGGAGUGCCGAUCCCGUGGUGGAGACGCU